GUCGAAUCAUCACCACCGAUUCAUCUUAUCCACAGAUAGCCGCGCCUCCACUUCUCUACCGCCGAAUCUCUUCAGUCACCCGGCACCCGCGGCAACAUUCAGAGGUAUUUGAGCUGCAUAUUUACUGCAACGGAUACGCCUCCAGCUUACCCACAGAGAGAAAAUGGCAUCCACAGUCACUCUUUCCUUGGUUUCUCUGAUCCAACGUCAAGAUCACAACUUUAUGCCGUCCACCCAAGGCAAAAGGAAUCUACUUCCUUUCAAGUCAUCCUUCUCCGGCGCUGCAUUUAACCCAGCUUCACUUUCUCAAAAGUUUUGUUCUUUAACAAGUUACUCUUCAUAUCCUCAUCCUUUUGCAGUGCAAGCUAAGAAAUCUUCUCCAGCCAAGGCCAUAAAUAAAAGCGCAAAGAGCACACGAUCUCAAAGGCUAGCUCUUGAUUAUUCCCAGAUUCUGAGGUAUCCGAUCGUGUCAGAGGCCGGAAUCAAGAACAUCACGCAGAACAACACAUUGGUGUUUGCCGUAGAGAAGCGUGCCGACAAGAGGCUCAUAAAGGAUGCUGCCACGAACAUAUUCAAGAUUCAGAUCAAGAAGGUUAACACUUGUAUCAUGCCCGAUGGGACCAAGAAAGCCUUCCUUAUGUUGAAAUCGGAUUGUAGUGCAGGAGACGUGGCUAAGAGAAUCAAAGCCAUUUAGUAGCUUCAGCAGGUAUCUGUUAUGUAUACUAAACAUUUAUGUUCAUUUCUUCUUGUAAUGACUUUGUCUAUGCCCCAUUCCUAAAUACACUUUUGGGUGUUGGGUCCCAAAUUGGUUUCCCAUUUUAUUGUAAUUUUAAAAAGUCAAAUGAAUUUGUCAUGCAUUCAUGUCAACAAUGUUCAUAUCUUAAUAUGCAAAAGGGAGAAAGGACAUUCCAUGUUCUUUAGUUCAAUGAGUUAAUGAAGCUUUUGACAAGCU
Molecule: messenger RNA, 952 nt
Organism: Cuscuta campestris
Lineage: Eukaryota; Viridiplantae; Streptophyta; Magnoliopsida; Solanales; Convolvulaceae
Source: the annotation of a GenBank genome assembly